AUUUAGUUGCUGUCAUAGGAAGCAAGUACUUGAUUCAUGCUAUACAUACAUUAAAAAAAAAAAAAUCAUUGAAGUUAAACUGUGAUUUGUUAUUGCCAAUUUCGUUAAUCCUUUGAUAUGCGAGAGUUGGGAAGAAUGGGACUGCUACAUCUUUAUCUAUUUCUAAUUUCUUCAUUAGAAAGAGCCUUUUCUUGAUCCUAAUUAUUACACCAAAUAUAAUGUUAUUUGUGUUUAAAACAGAAAAUUGGAUUUUCAUGCCUCGGAAAAUAAUGGAUCCAUAUGCUGAAGAAACUAAACCUGCAGGAUCUGCUUCUACAAAUGGCUUACAACCUAAACCAUCAUCAAAUCAAGCCUCAAAUGGAGAAUCAUUAUCAGAAUUUGUCUCUCAAUUAGACAAUUAUCCAUCAUCUAUACCAGAUUCUGUUGCUUCUUUCUUCAUGCAGUCUGCUGGACUUCCAACUCCUGAUCCAAGAAUCCUUAGACUGAUAUCAAUUGCUGCUCAUAAAUUUGUAAUUGAUAUUGCAAAUGAUGCAAUGCAACAUUCAAAAGCUAAAGUUACAGACCAGGCGGAAAGAACAAAAAGAAGCAAAGGACCUGUUCUAACCAUGGAUGAUCUUUCUGCAUCUUUAGCUGACCGGGGUAUCAACGUUAAGAAGCCCCCAUAUUCAAAGUAAUAGAAGGGGGAGAAAAAACAAUAAUGUGAUAGCCGUAUUUUUUGUAGUAUUAUUAAUCGGCUGCAAUGGGACCUGAUGGACAUGAUGCUUGGUUAAUGUUUCUACCAAUUGGUGUAGUAUACAAGUUUAGAGAAAUAUGUUGCUCUCAUCAUAUGACCAUAAUUCUGAAUUAUGAGGUUCAUUUUGUUAUGUAGCUUUAAAAAUAAGAUAUUAAUACAACUAAACUUAUAGCACUGUGAAUUGCUACUUAUGUCAGAAAAACUCUUAUUGGUCGUCACAAAUUGUUGGGGGUGUUGAUCUUAAGUUUUGGUUUGUAUUGGUUUUUGUUUUAUAUUUCAAUAUCUAUUCUGAUGAAUGAAUGUAAGUCUGGCAAACAUAAAAUAUGUUAUCAAAAGUUGGUUGUUUUCAUGUUCUUAUGGUAUUAGAAAAGUGGAAUAUUGUCAUGUUUAAUCUUAUUUCAAAAGUUAACAGAUCCAUCCAUAAUACCUUUCAUGUAGCUUUAAAAUGUAUGUCUGUAUGCCAAAUUUAUCAAUACCUAGAUAAUGAAAUUUU
This is a messenger RNA of Argiope bruennichi, 1226 nucleotides long. Its product is annotated as transcription initiation factor TFIID subunit 10-like. Gene Ontology annotation, biological process: transcription initiation at RNA polymerase II promoter. Bases 219 to 674 code for a protein of 151 amino acids. Gene Ontology annotation, cellular component: transcription factor TFIID complex; SAGA complex; nucleus. NCBI's taxonomy places the organism in Eukaryota, Metazoa, Arthropoda, Arachnida, Araneae, Araneidae. The transcript is spliced from 6 exons. The record is from RefSeq and is a predicted model, not a curated record. Gene Ontology annotation, molecular function: promoter-specific chromatin binding; RNA polymerase II general transcription initiation factor activity.